AUGGCCGAAGAUAUCACACCCGAUAGGAGCACUGUGCAGGUGCUACGAGACAUGGCUAACCGCUUACGGAUCCAUUCCAUCAGGGCCACGUGUGCCUCCAGCUCCGGUCACCCCACGUCUUGCUGCAGUGCAGCAGAAAUCAUGUCAGUGUUGUUCUUCCACACAAUGAGGUAUAAACAGUCAGACCCAGAACAUCCGGACAAUGACCGAUUUGUCCUCUCAAAGGGACAUGCUGCUCCAAUCCUUUAUGCCGCUUGGGCAGAAGCUGGUGACAUCAGAGAAUCUGACCUGCUGAGCUUGAGAAAAAUUGACUGUGACCUGGAGGGGCAUCCCACCCCUAGACUGUCGUUUGUUGAUGUGGCAACAGGAUCGCUUGGGCAAGGACUAGGUGCUGCCUGUGGAAUGGCUUAUACUGGCAAGUAUUUUGACAAGGCCAGCUACCGAGUAUUCUGCCUGCUGGGAGAUGGCGAAUGCUCAGAAGGCUCGGUCUGGGAGGCGUUAUCAUUUGCUUCCCACUAUAGUUUGGACAAUCUUGUAGCAAUCUUUGAUGUGAACCGUUUGGGACAAAGUGGUGUUGCACCACUUGAGCACUGCACAGAUGUGUAUCAGAGACGCUGUGAAGCCUUUGGGUGGAAUACUCACUUAGUGGAUGGCCAUGAUGUGGAGGCCUUGUGCCAGGCAUUUUGGGAAGCAACUCAAGUGAAGAACAAGCCCACUGCUAUAAUUGCCAAGACCUUCAAGGGCCGAGGUAUUCCAAAUGUUGAGAAUGCAGAAAAUUGGCAUGGAAAGCCAAUGCCAAAAGAAAGAGCAGAUGCAAUUAUCAAAUUAAUUGAGAGCCAGAUACAGACCAACAAGAGUCUCAUACCGAAACCCCCUGUUGAAGACUCACCUGAAAUCAGCAUCACAGAUAUAAAAAUGGCCUCUCCACCUGCUUAUAAAGUAGGUGACAAGGUAGCUACUCGAAAAGCAUAUGGUUUGGGUCUGGCUAAACUGGGCCAUGCAAAUGGAAGAGUUAUUGUACUGGAUGGUGACACAAAGAACUCGACCUUUUCUGAGUUAUUCAAGAAAGAACACCCUGAGAGGUUCAUUGAAUGUUUUAUUGCUGAGCAAAACAUGGUAAGUGUGGCACUGGGGUGUGCCGCCCAUGGUCGAACCAUUGCUUUUGCUAGUACCUUCGCUGCCUUUUUGACCCGAGCGUUUGAUCAGAUCCGGAUGGGAGCCAUUUCCCAAGCCAACAUUAACCUUGCUGGUUCCCACUGUGGGAUAUCCACUGAUGAAGAUGGACCCUCCCAGAUGGCCCUGGAGGAUCUAGCUAUGUUCCGGAGCAUUCCCAAUUGCACUGUUUUCUAUCCAAGUGAUGCUGUCUCUACAGAGCACGCUGUUUGUCUGGCUGCCAAUACCAAGGGAAUGUGCUUCAUUCGGACCAGCCAACUAGAAACUGCAGUUAUUUAUUCCCCACAGGAAAACUUUAAGAUUGGAGAGGCCAAGGUUGUCCGCCGUGGUGUCAAUGACAGGGUCACAGUUAUCGGAGCUGGAGUUACUCUACAUGAAGCAUUAGCAGCUGCUGAUGAACUUUCUAAGCAAGGUAUUUCUAUCCGUGUCAUCGACCCAUUUACCAUUAAACCCCUGGAUGGUGUCACCAUCAUCUCCAAUGCAAAAGCCACAGGCAACCAGGUUAUCACUGUGGAGGAUCACUACCCAGAAGGUGGCAUUGGGGAAGCUGUAUGUGCAGCUGUCUCUGGGGAACCUGACAUCCUUGUUCAUCAGCUGGCAGUGUCAGGAAUGCCUCGAAGUGGGAAACCUAGUGAAUUGUUGGAUGUGUUUGGAAUCAGUUCCAAACACAUCAUAGCGGCAGUGAAAUAUACUUUAAUGAACUAAAACAGCUGAUUUCUUACAAAGCCAUCUUGUAAGACUUUGGUCUUGA
Orycteropus afer afer is the source of this 1924-nucleotide messenger RNA. RefSeq names its product transketolase like 2 (gene TKTL2). The record is from RefSeq and is a predicted model, not a curated record. Gene Ontology annotation, molecular function: transketolase activity; thiamine pyrophosphate binding. Lineage: Eukaryota; Metazoa; Chordata; Mammalia; Tubulidentata; Orycteropodidae.